Molecule: messenger RNA, 366 nt
Organism: Diabrotica balteata
Lineage: Eukaryota; Metazoa; Arthropoda; Insecta; Coleoptera; Chrysomelidae
Source: the annotation of a GenBank genome assembly
AUGAGAAAGACAGUAAAAGGGAAUGUUCCUUGUGGUGCCAAUAAGAAGGACCUUCUUGCUCACUUAGAUAAAGUACCAACUUUUGUCCAACGAUUGCAAUUCACCGUUAAGGACCAUACAGUAGGAAAAGCUGCUACUUUUACUAAAGUCGAUAAUGUGAUACAAGAAACUAAAAAUCUGAUGAACGUCAUUUCAAAGGUUGUUACUACUUGUUUCGAGUGUGCCACCAAAUAUAAACUGGACUUCCGUGGAUCUGGCGCUGGAGCUCGCAGGGGCUCAGGUGGAGAGGGAGGAUCUUCCAGUGCUGGCGGUGCGAGCGGAGAUAAUAAGGGUGGAGGAGCUACAGGCUCGGAUCAAAGUUUAUGA